UGCAUGCAAAUACAUAUGUUCUGUUCUGCUUCCUUUCAUAAAUGCGCAACUUGUUUAUUUUGGCAUGUCUAACAUUCCUAAACGAGAAAAAGUAGAACUUAUUUUAUUAAGUUCGCAAAAAUUAUGAUGCAUGAUAAACACCAUUAGGAAAGCAUAAAUUUGCAAACUGACUUGCACAGCAUUUUUAAAACUUACCACCGGCAAGGAAUCGAUAUUGGCAAUGGUACAUAAUUGAUCAACAUCUGCUAACAUGUGUAUGAGUGAGUACUUUUAAUAUGUAUGUAUGCAGUGUGUACACAUUUGCAUAUGUACAUACAUACAUUAUCUUAUGUUCUGCUCCCGGCGUCUUCCCAAAAUACUCGUCUGCGAUUUUCCAGAAAAACUGUUUAUUUUCAUUUUCAUGUUAAUUCUUAAAAACCGUUUAUGUACAAUAGGACCUUGCAAACUUCGCGUAAUUCAGUUAAGCAAUAAUCUUGAACAGCUUGCACGCAAAAAAAUCUUCCUCUCAUUAAAUAUGUGUAAUUAAGUAAUUUACCAUGAAUACAUAUAAUCGACUUAUUUAUUUACAUAUGUACCAAUUUAUAUAUAACUUAAGCGCAUACCUAGCUGAACAAUUUGUGAAUUAAUUUGCAAAUUCCUCACAAAGAUUAAUAAAAUUUGACAAAACAAAAUGGACGUGCCUUCUGCUGCGGAAGCCCAAGAAAAAAAACUUUGCUUGGGAUUCAUGCCAUUAAAAACGGCUACCAAAUCAAUCGCCUUGUUCCAAGUUGUGAUAUAUAUCGCUGCCGUGGUUGGCUUCACGGCAAUAAUUGGGCGACAUGGAGGCGAUCUAAUGUUGAAGCCCUCUUCUGACGAUGAAAAUCCUAACGAAUUUGAUGGUGCAUCUCCCACCGGCAAAUUUGAUAUCCGGUCAUGGUCUAGAGAUUUGCAACCACAAGAUGUCACACAUCCGCCUGAAAAAAAUGGUGACGCGAUAAACAAGAAAGCUAAAAAAUCCGAACAAGGCGAAAUUAUCCCAUUUCCGAUGUGGGUAAAUCUUAUAAUAUUUACAAGCAUCAUUAUCACUUUGAUACUGCUGCUCAUGGCGUCUAUAAACUUAUUCAAAGGGGCUCGCGACAAAAUUCAGAGAAAGUGUAAAAUAUGGAUGAUUGUCAACAUCGGUCUCUUUCUCCUCGUCGGUAUCGUAUUUGGCGUGUUAUGCUUUCUUGACGUCGGAACUAUAAUUUUGGGCCUGCUCUUCAUCGCGGAAGUAAUUCAUGGAUAUUUCAUCUUCGUCGUGCAUGCCUUCACGCAGCAGAUAUAAACAUUUUGUAGGCUGAUAAAUAGCCAGAGCUGUUUGCCAGUACAUACUCACUUCCACAAUCGUGGAUUAAUACGAUAUUAGGUCCAAUGACGAAUUAUAAUGACUAGGUUACUGGUCGGGUGAAGUACUAAACUGCAACGUUUGCAUGGCUCGUAGUAAUAAAUUCAGCAUGUUAACUAAUGUACAUUAUAACGAAAUCUUGAGAGAUGCCAACUUUGUGAUUUUUGUUCCCAAAUUUACUCAGAAAAUUGACAAUUUAAAUUCACAAGAUUGUUUAAACCAUUUACUAAAUUAUUGGGACACGACGUACCACGUUGACGUGAGUACGCCCACGAUUUUAGUCGUGCCAUAUAAUUCUUGAGUAUCAGUAAAUUACUUAGAUUUAUUCAUCAUUCAAUUCUCUACAUGUUAUGCUAUCGAUAUAUACAUAUGUAAAUAUGCAUGUUCAUACAUACAUAUGUACAGAGUUACCAAUAAAUAUACUUAUGUAUUUAAUUAACUAUUUAAUAUGUAAUACUUCUCGGCAAAAGAUGGAAAUGAUAAUGUGAUUAAGACCUGUCUCCAGACUGGAAUUGAACAAUUACGACGAGAUAGGUCGUAAUUGUAGCCAGCAUCUGUAAAAUUAAUUAAAAUGUCUAUUAACUAAUACUAAUGUACAUAUUUUGUAUUAUGUGUGUACAAAUUUAGUAAAUUUAUGUAUGUAUCUGAAAUAGAUCCAGAAUUGACUUACUGACAACAAAAGACGCAAGUCCAAACGGAAAGCAGAAUUUUCUAUACAAAUUGAAUCCAAUAAAGGCAUCGAGUUAGGAUUCUAAAUGUUCAGAAAUAAAGUUGUGUAAAUUUAUGUUCAGGAAAUUUCAAACAUUCGAAAAUAAAAUAUUCUGUACCUGAAAUCGUUCCGUAACCUUCACAAA
Molecule: messenger RNA, 2217 nt
Organism: Folsomia candida
Lineage: Eukaryota; Metazoa; Arthropoda; Collembola; Entomobryomorpha; Isotomidae
Exons: 4
Coding region: 671-1303 (210 amino acids)
Source: RefSeq, a predicted model, not a curated record